Messenger RNA from Suillus paluster, 790 nucleotides. RefSeq lists its product as uncharacterized. Gene Ontology annotation, molecular function: iron ion binding; heme binding; oxidoreductase activity, acting on paired donors, with incorporation or reduction of molecular oxygen. NCBI's taxonomy places the organism in Eukaryota, Fungi, Basidiomycota, Agaricomycetes, Boletales, Suillaceae. The record is from RefSeq and is a predicted model, not a curated record. The coding region runs from base 279 to 638 and encodes 119 amino acids. The transcript has 2 exons.
GAAGAAUGGAGUGAUACCUAUAGUCUACCUUCCCCCUUCUGUGAAAUCUCCGAUGUCUGAUAGAGUUCUAGGCGACAUUGCGUACUCUCGUAUCCUCAAUCAGGAUGUUAUCAUCUUGAACUCUGAGAAGGUAGCGCGAGUACUGCUUGAGCAGCGCUCAAGCAACUAUUCUGACAUGCCCCGCUUUGCUACAUUGGAAUUUCAAGUAACAUGAUCCGUGAUUUGAGACCUACUCAUACUGCUGCUCUUCAAGGUUUGGUAUUUCAUUUAGGACAAUCAUGCGAAGCUAUAGUGAUAUUUGGCGCAUGCACAGACGAAUAUUCCAUCAAGCCUUUCGCCCUGAAGCCGCUGUUAUCUACAGACCUAUGCAGCUUCACAAAGCGCACCAGCUCUUAGUCGAUCUUCUCCAUGACCUGGCUAAUUAUGAACCGCAUCUUGGAACGCAAUCAGCGUCCAUUAUGUCUGCUAUCUAUGGCUACGACACGAAGCCCAGUGAUGCUCUCGUCUCCAUUAUUCAGGGAACAAUGGAUAGAAUUCUUCAUGCCGAGACCCCGCACAAAGCGGCUAUCAUCGACGCCUAUCCUGCCUGUAGGUUGUAUUUGCAGUUUCGAGAUUACCUUGAUAGAAUGCAAAAGUAAUGACCUUAAUCCCUGCCUGGUUCCACGGAGCAUCAUCCAAGCGCCAUACUUUGGAACUGAAGAAUGUGCUUAACGAUACGGUUGAGAAACCAUUCGAAUAUGCUUGUCUUUGUACAGACAAUGGUUCUCAAUCCAAAAGUUCAGAAACGUGC